Messenger RNA from Sinocyclocheilus anshuiensis, 6464 nucleotides. RefSeq names its product SUN domain-containing ossification factor-like. The record is from RefSeq and is a predicted model, not a curated record. The transcript is spliced from 24 exons. Bases 222 to 4304 code for a protein of 1360 amino acids. NCBI's taxonomy places the organism in Eukaryota, Metazoa, Chordata, Actinopteri, Cypriniformes, Cyprinidae. Gene Ontology annotation, cellular component: membrane; cytoplasm. Gene Ontology annotation, biological process: regulation of bone remodeling; protein folding in endoplasmic reticulum.
UAAGCGGACGGGAGCCAGUCAGGCAGCCAGCGCUUCCCAACCCAACGGGGGGUUUAAAACAGAAACUACUAGCCCAACUGUUUGUUCUGUACCGCGAAACACACCCCCUUACCUUAAUACAGUUGUAAACAAUUAGCAUUAUUAACUAGUCUUGGCCUCUGUCGUCAGUAUUAGAGGUGAAUAGAUAAAAAAGCGAGGAUGUUGGUCCCCGCGGGAAGAUAAUGAAGAAGCUGCGCGUGUUGUUGCUGUGCGCCGUUUUAGUUCUCCUGUGCUGGCACUCUUGUCAUCAUGUUUAUUGUUCAGAAGAGAUCUCCUCUGGCCCAGGGCUCCCUGCACAGGAUGCCAGCCGUUACACAACGCAGGAACCAGGGGCCGACGAAAAGGUUGAAGAGGAAAGGGCAACACACACUCGGUUAUCGUAUGACAUGGGCCUGGAAAAAGAGAGAGCUGCCCUAAAGGAAACAUCAUUGCACUCCCAAGACGCCCCGCUCGAAGAGAAACACAAACAGACUGUGAAUUUGGAAGAAGUGUUGGAGGAGCCGCAGAUUCUGCUUGAGUCUGCUCUCCCUGUGCUAGAACAACAACAACAACAGCAGCAGGAGCAGCAACCGGAACCUCAGAGCACUCAACAAUCAGACCAACAGCAAUCAGCUCAACCACCAACACUUGCGCAGCCCCAAACAGCACCGCCACUCUCCCAGCCCCAGCCAGACCCUGAAACUCUACAGCCCACUGCCACAGAGGACCAGGCUGCCCACACCUCCGCUGCUUUAACCCCUCCACAGACUGACCCGCACAGAGAAGACCCCUCUGCACCUCCUGCUGAACUCCAGAAGAGCCCAGAGUCAGCCUCACCUACCUCAGUCACCUCCUCCGAGAGCUCCUCCAGUGGACUAGACGUUCCGCGUCCUGAUGCCCCUGUAGAAAACUCUAGUGCCAGUCAGUGUGAGGUGGGCUCUGUGCCCCCCUUCAGCCAGUCCCUUGGCAUCACGCUCCCCAGUGUUGUGGAGGAAAAUGCAGAAAAGCAAGCAGAGAACCAGUCUGCCACAUUGGGAGUACAGAGUACAGAGACCAGUGUUGACCUGACUGCCACUCUGCUCCCGAGUGAGCUGGACCUCACAGAGCUGGGGCGGACAGCCAGUAUCCCUCCACCUACAAAAAGCCAGCAGGUGAUGGACCAUGAGGGAGCAACAGACCCUCCUGUGCCCAGUAAAGAGGACAUCCCCACUUUUGAUGAGUGGAAGAAGAAAGUGAUGGAAGUAGAGGAGAAGAAAAGUCAGUCUAUGCACACUUCAUCAAAUGGCAGCCCUCAUCCAGUCAAAAAGGUCCAAAAGAAUUUCAAGAAUAACUAUGCUUCUGUCGAAUGUGGGGCCAAAAUCCUCUCUGCCAACAAUGAGGCCAAGAGCACGUCUGCCAUCCUGAUGGAGAACAUGGAUCUGUACAUGCUGAACCCCUGCAGUACCAAGAUCUGGUUUGUUAUUGAGCUCUGUGAGCCAAUCCAGGUGAAGCAGCUGGAUAUUGCAAACUUUGAGUUGUUCUCCUCUACACCAAAAGAUUUCCUUGUGUCUAUAAGUGACAGGUAUCCGACCAAUAAGUGGAUCAAGCUGGGCACAUUUCACGCCCGUGAUGAACGCACAGUACAGAGCUUCCCUCUGGACGAGCAACUCUAUGCCAAAUAUGUCAAGAUGUUCAUCAAAUACAUGAAGGUUGAGCUGCUCUCCCACUUUGGUUCUGAACACUACUGUCCACUCAGCCUGAUCAGGGUGUUUGGCACCAGUAUGGUGGAGGAGUAUGAUGAGAUAGCUGACUCUCAGUACACCUCAGAGAGAGCCGAGUAUCUGGAUGAAGACUAUGAUUACCCACCCGGCUACCUGCCAUCAGAGGACAAGACAUCAAAGAAUCUGCUGGGCUCUGCCACAAAUGCCAUCCUGAACAUGGUAAACAACAUUGCAGCAAAUGUGCUAGGAGGGAAUCCGGAGCUAGAGGACGGAGCUGAAAUGGAAGGAAACGUUUCCACUGGGACAGAAAACGUCACACAGGCGUCAACAGAAACCCCACUCACGCCAGAACCCACCCCUACUGAACAGCCCUCUACGCUGGAUAUUCUUGAGCUGGAUCCCACUCUAGUGAAGGAGGACUUAAAGAUUCCUCUUCCUGAGGCUCCUUCAGAGCCUCCCCCUGAGGAAAACCGUAUCGUCAUCCUCAUCGAGGAGGAAGAAGAGGCCACUCAGCCAACGGUGACCCUGCUGGAGGAGGAGCGAGAGGAGGAGAAAAGACUAGAGGAGAUGUGGGAGAGUGAGAGCACCACGUACUGCGGCCACCUCUCGACUUUGUCCUGUUUGGCGUCUUUGCACGAACACUUCUACUGCUACUGUUCGGCAGCUUUAGCACUACAGCGCCAGCGUAGAGACCGCCGCCACAAAGCACAGCACACACACACCGAAAUGGACACGCAAACCACUCCUCUGCAGUCACUCCCUGACACCACCCCAACCCAAGAGCCCCCUGCACCCUCUGAGAAACUUCCAGAAACAGAGUGGCCCUCUCAGGCACAAGCCGAGAGGAUUUCCCCCACUGAAACGGUGGCUACUCUGCCUCAGUCCUCCAGUGGGGAAUCUGUGAUGAGCGAGCAGGAGCUCCCACCUGAGACUAUCCUGUUAGAGCCCAGUCGUACCUCCACCCUUCCCCCACACAGCUUCUCCGACACCCCCACCCAAAACAUCCCAGAGUCUCUACCCACAGGAGAGCCCGUGGACCAGCAUCCGCAGUACCUGGUGGACAUCCCAGAAACCCAUACACCCGUGAGCAGCACCAGCAGCCUCCUCUCACCCAGUGCUGCCUCCUCUCCGCUCUCCUCCACCACCACCAAACCCCACAGUCCAGAGACAGACCCUCCCAAACUGGAGCUCCCCGUCCCCACCAAAGAGCAGACAGUUCAGCCGUUGCCCACCCACACUCGCCCUGCUGAGAUCCCACCUCCUACUGAACUUCCCGUCCCACUUCCAGAGGCCUCAGAUAACGGCAGGACUGCAGGGGUUGAAGAUCCUCACCACAGUGCUGUGGCCUCCCAGCUGGAGCUUUCUGAAGCCCCUCUGUCUCAACAAGAGGAGACUGUAGAUGACAUUCUGCUCCCACACCGCACCACCGGAGAGUUUUACGCAGAGCAGCAAAAUUCGGUGGAAAUGGGCCACGGGAAUGGAAACGGCAACGGGAAUCAGGUGCACGGAUCCAACCAGAAGGAAUCCGUGUUCAUGAGAUUGAAUAACAGGAUUAAAGCACUAGAAAUGAACAUGUCCCUCAGCAGCAGAUAUCUAGAGGAGCUCAGCCAGAGGUAUCGUAAACAGAUGGAGGAGAUGCAACGGGCUUUCAACAAGACCAUCAUCAAACUGCAGAACACCUCCAGAAUUGCAGAAGAGCAGGACCAGAAACAGACAGAGUCUAUACAGAUGUUACAGAGCCAGCUGGAGAAUGCCACCAAGAUCAUGCUGAACCUGUCUGCCACUGUUGCUCAGCUACAGCGAGAGGUGUCUGACAGACAGAGUUACCUAGUGCUGUCUCUGAUCCUGUGUCUGACGCUGGGUUUGCUGCUUUGUAUGCAGUGCUGCAGGAGCUCACCCAGUCACAACACCAGCUCAAGCAUUCCCAUGAGCAACCACUACCCCAGCCCUAAGAGGUGUUUUUCCUCAUAUGAUGAUAUGAGUCUGAAACGGAGAGUUUCUUGCCCUCUCGUUCGUUCAAAGUCAUUUCAGCUGCCCACGUCAGAAGUAGGUCCUGAUGACUUGUACAUUGUAGAACCUCUAAGGUUUUCUCCAGAGAAAAAGAAGAAACGCUGCAAGACAAAAGGAGGGGACAGAGUGGAGACGCUCCGGGCCUCCGUCCCCUCAGCGACGGGUGUUAAUGGUCAGCCCAGAUGCAACGGUGAAUCAUCAUCUUUUCAAUUCCUGCCGUCAACGUGCAAUGGCUUAGUGUCCACCAGCUCAUGUGCGUCAGAGGGCAGCUCCGAGAGCUCCGCUUCUACACUGUCUGAGGAGUCCUUCAGCAGUGCCCCCUUCAUGAAUGGACACGACCCAAACCCGUGCAACGGCGAGCCCCCACCGACCUUCCCUCCAGCCAAGAGCAAGAUGGAGAAGAGGUCUCUGAAGCGACGCAAGUCCAAGAACGCUGAGCAGCAGGAGGCCCCGUGUGUAGGGGAGAUACUGCAACUUCCUGUGACGGUCAUGCCCACGCUGGAGGAACUCAUGAAGGGAAAGGCGAAUCUGGGCGUGGCCACAUUUGGAAGGACAGAUGUAACGGGACGAGUUUGAGUUCUUAUGCCACCAUCUUUCUUUUUUUUUAUUCCAUCUCACCAUCGUUUUGAGAUUUUAUUGUGAGCGCUGAUCCUGACGCCAUCUUCACUACAUCCUGGUUCUCUGAACUUUGGUUAUGUGCCUUUUUUAUCCAUUCAGGAUCAUUUUCGUUAUUCCCUUUAAUUUUUUUGUUUUUUAUUCUUCUGGGGAAGUUCUGACUGAUAAACAUUUGCAAGUAUGAAUGAGACUUGAUUUGAUGUUCUCUUGUCUCUGAAACAUACAUACGGCUCAUGUAAAUGUGGCGCUGCAUCACCGUGACCAGGAGUUUAGGCCGGGUACAUGUGACCUGUCCGAUUCCGGCAAACACAUUCAACGUGUUUCUUUACACUAACAGGACCCUCUUUCACUGUCCCUUUAAUGCUCUCACUCUCACUCUCUCCUUUCCUUCCUCGUUGGGAAUAUAAUUCUUGUACAUGUUAGUGUUUGUGACUCUAUGUCAGUCAUUGUCUGUGGUUGGUUUGUGGGACCAGUGAUGUCACAUAGCACAGGGCUUCAAUCCAGUGAACAGAGCUGAAUGAAGAACAGAUCCAGUUCAUGUUGAUUCUGUCUUCAUUUCCUCUUUUAGGGCCAAAUUAAGGCCUUUUUCGCUUCUAUUAAAAUCACGAUCUAGUGAGACCAACGAGUCCAGGCUGGGCCUGAACACUCACACACACAACCACACAUUCAUACAUGAACAUGCAUAUUGUGACGCACCCAACAGUGUCUUGUGCUCAGUCUCCAGCUUUUUCAAGCAUGUUUACAGCUCAUUUUCUUCAUGUUCAAUGUAGCCGUCAUUAAAAAAAGACACAUGCAGAUUUUAAUUUUUUAAUUUUUACUCACUUUAUAUGUACACGGGGAGUUUGUUGUGGACAUUCUGUUAUUUUAGUGGUAAUUAUUUAUGUAUUUAUUUAUUUAAAAGUGACCCGGGCUCUAUGAGAUCAGGGUCAUGUGACAUAUGAGAUACAGUGGCCCCUCCAUGUUUGAGAUUUAUUACAGAUACACACAAAUGGUACAGACAACAUCUUUCUGUUCUCUAAAGUUUGCACACUCUACCUUUUUUUGUAAUUUGAGAAAGCUGGAUUCUGAUUUUGACAUUUUAUUUUGGAUGUUUGAUUUAUUCAGUUAUUUUGCAUUCAAAUCAAAUUUCAGUAUCAAAUGAAGUAUCCGAUAAAUCCGUUCUAAUGCUCAUAACGUGAUCAUGGAGAUGUUGUGCAUCUGAUUGACUCAGCUUCUCUUUGACCCAUCUGGCUGAGAUUUGCUUUUCCUCAGCUGGGUCUGUUCGGAUGAGCUUUGAGUUACUGGAUUCGGGGUGAAUCGUAAAAAUGGCCGAGCUCUCGUUGUUGUGCAAAUAUUAUGCAUGAGUCCAGCAAAGCAACCGUCUGGUUUGUCCUACCUGUCAUGUACGUGUAAAGUUGAUCUGUGUGUGUCCAGCAUCUUCUCUAGUCACACACUCCUUGUCCCUCUUAACACUUAUGUAUUUGUGUGUUCGCUGCUUUCUUAGUUAUUCUUAAUGCACCCAAGAGGCCAUUUGACAUCCCAGCUGUGUGGGAUCUGUGUGUUCUAUGUGUUGUAAGUGUUUUCUUUCAUGCAGACGAUCCCAUCAUUGACCUUUUAUCAAACUCUGGGGUUUAGAGAAUGUGAAUUCACAACACGAUUUCAAUAAAAGGGAAAGAUUGGGAUGGCGUGCGAUGGACCAUCGCUGUGUGAUUUCCAUGAUAUAUGUUUGUUUCACUUUAAAAUGUUUUACUACCUUUCUCCUUCUUUUUGAAUGGAAAUUGAUAUAUGCUUGUGGAAUUUAUGUCUGGAUGUUUUUUUCAUGCAGUGUGUGUGUUGAAGACUCUUUCCAGUACCCCAGUGAGUAGAGACCGCUGCGUGUGUCUCUCCUGAGAACUCCACACACAUGCCUUUGUUUUUCUCCACCACAACUUGUACAAGUGCUUUUUCGCCCCAGGCUUCCUUUAGAACGGCGCCCUCUAGUGGCUGAUGCCUGAUGCCUGGGUGGCGCCCUAAUGAAUUCUCAUAACCUGUGAGGACGAGCUGCACAGUAUUUGAUUUUCUUUUCUUUUUCCAGUUGUAACUACAGCAGUGUAGUGCCAUUAGAAACUGUGAAUUUAUAAAUAAAACAUUUUGUUGUCUUUA